GCGAAGAUGCUCAAAGUCACGACGCCCUCGUGCUCCGCCUCGUCCUGCUCCUCGGUCACCGCCACCGUGGCCCCGGGACCCGGGAGCCUGGUGCCGGAUUACUGGGUCGACGGCUCCAACAGGGAUGCUCUGGGCGAUUUCUUCGAGGUGGAGUCGGAGCUGGGACGGGGUGCUACAUCCAUUGUGUACAGAUGCAAACAGAAGGGGACCCAGAAGCCUUAUGCUCUCAAAGUGUUAAAGAAAACAGUGGACAAAAAAAUCGUAAGAACUGAGAUAGGAGUUCUUCUUCGCCUCUCACAUCCAAACAUUAUAAAACUUAAAGAGAUAUUUGAAACCCCUACAGAAAUCAGUCUGGUCUUAGAACUCGUCACAGGAGGAGAGCUGUUUGACAGGAUUGUGGAAAAGGGAUAUUACAGUGAACGAGAUGCUGCAGAUGCUGUCAAACAGAUCUUGGAGGCAGUUGCUUACCUACAUGAAAAUGGGAUUGUCCAUCGUGAUCUCAAACCAGAGAAUCUUCUCUAUGCAACUCCAGCACCAGAUGCGCCACUCAAAAUUGCUGACUUUGGACUCUCCAAAAUCGUAGAACAUCAAGUACUCAUGAAGACAGUAUGUGGAACCCCAGGGUACUGCGCACCUGAAAUCCUUAGAGGCUGCGCCUAUGGACCCGAGGUGGACAUGUGGUCUGUGGGGAUAAUCACCUACAUCUUACUUUGUGGAUUUGAACCAUUCUAUGAUGAGAGAGGCGAUCAAUUCAUGUUCAGGAGAAUUCUGAAUUGUGAAUAUUACUUUAUCUCCCCCUGGUGGGAUGAAGUAUCUCUGAAUGCCAAGGAUUUGGUCAGAAAAUUAAUUGUGUUGGAUCCUAAGAAAAGGCUGACUACCUUUCAAGCUCUCCAGCACCCAUGGGUCACAGGUAAAGCUGCCAAUUUUGUACACAUGGAUACUGCUCAAAAGAAGCUACAAGAAUUCAAUGCCCGGCGCAAGCUCAAGGCAGCAGUCAAGGCCGUGGUGGCCUCCUCCAGGCUCGGCAGCGCCAGCAGCAGCCACAGCGGCGUCCAGGAGGGCCGGGCCAGCCGGGAGCCGUCUCCACCUCAGGCUGGCGAUGGGGGCGUCUCGGGGGGCGAGGGGUCCCCGGGGGCAGCCGAGGGGGCCAGCGGAGUGGAGCUGCCAGAGGUGCAGGUGGGGGAGGAGGAAGGCAGUGCUGAUGGAGACGCCGCGGCCCCCAGGGUGGAGCCCCAGGCGUCAGAGGAGGAGAUGGAGGAGGCCGGCCCGGAGACGGAGGGGCCCACUGGAGCCGCGGCAGCCCCGGAAGGACGGGAGGAGGACCCUGCCCUGGAGGGCGGAGCUCAGCAGGGUCACGCGGUCCCGCCGGAGGACUAG
Messenger RNA from Budorcas taxicolor (takin), 1377 nucleotides. It is a transcript of the gene CAMK4, whose product is annotated as calcium/calmodulin dependent protein kinase IV. Lineage: Eukaryota; Metazoa; Chordata; Mammalia; Artiodactyla; Bovidae. The record is from RefSeq and is a predicted model, not a curated record. The transcript has 11 exons. Gene Ontology annotation, molecular function: calcium/calmodulin-dependent protein kinase activity; ATP binding; calmodulin binding. Bases 7 to 1377 code for a protein of 456 amino acids. Gene Ontology annotation, biological process: protein phosphorylation.